ACUCGGUGAUACCUUGUUUUUUCUAGUUAAAUUCCUAAAAAAUACUCCAUAUAAAGCUCCUCUGCGUUGUCCUCAGAUGCACGCCAUUUUUGAGCUUUCAGCUUCAUCUCGUGUCUUCUUCUUAACCACUGUCCCCACCGGCAUUGCUACUUUAGCCUUUAGUAGCGGCGGCCGCGCUAAAAGCAUUCGAGGUACUCUCUCUCGCUCUAGAGACACCUUUAUGUAUGUAUGUAUGUAUGUCACGUAGCUUCGUGAGGUGUGCCAGUCCCUGCGCGCCGUUGGAUUUGAAAAUUUCACGACUCAUCGAUUGCUCCGUUAAGCUGAUGGAUUUCGUUUCAAUUAGUCCACUGCCAAGUGGACUAACGGGGUUCGUGAUACAUCAUAUAUUGCUACUGUAAUACAAUCUUCUUCCGAAGCUAAUUGGCUGAGAUCUCAAAAGGGUGAAAGGCUGCACAAUAGAGGUGAGUCCUAGACAACUCGAAUAUCAUGUGUGAACAAUCACGAAGAUGAAGUUCGGGAAGGAUUUUAAGAAACAGCAGGUGCCAGAGUGGAUAGAAGCCUAUGUGGACUAUAAUGGACUCAAAAGGAUAUUACAAGACAUUUGCCAUAUAAAAAAACUCAAGCAGCCUCCAACUCCAGUACAGCAGAAGCUUCCAUUCUACAGGGCCUUAGGCGGUCUAAACCAGGAAAGUAGUGCUGAGAAUAGUGGAGAUGUUGAGGAUCAAGUUAUAUCUGUAGAUACCGUUCAAGAAGAAAACUCCAUAGAGUUGUACUUUUCCAAGUAUCUGAAGUCUGCUGAAGGAGGAGGCCAGAACGAGAUUACAUUUUUUAAGAAACUUGACAGUGAGCUUAACAAGGUCAAUGCCUUUUACAGGAAAAAGGUUGAAGAAGUGAAAAAUGAAGCAGCACUGCUGAACCAACAAAUGGAUGCUUUGCUUGCGUUGCGGAUCAAGGUGAUGAAUCCAGAUUUUGAUGCAUCUGCUUCUCUACAGCGGCUUUCUGUAGAUAUUAACAAUUCAAUCCCCUCAAGAGUUAGUUCCAGAACCCGAGCUACCAAUUUGGAUACAGAGCAUAUAGCUUUGGCCCCAAGGGUGGAUCAUAGUCCAGAAAGGUUGUCCACUAAUCAUGCUGAGUACAGUUCUGCUUUAGCAAGGAACACAGAUUUAGACAAUAAAGAAACAGAUCCCAUGGAAAUCCUUGAUCAUGUAAAGAUUGUGAAUACAUGCGAAAGUCCCAUGUCUACAAUACGAGGGGUUCUGAGAGAUUCCAAAGAAAACAAUUUGAGGUUCAAGAAAGAGGAACUAAAGAAGGUUGAUCUAAGGUUGAAAAUGGCCUUUAUUGAGUUCUAUCGAAAGCUCCGCCUCGUAAAGAACUUCAGCUAUACGAACCUGUCAGCCUUCUCCAAGAUCCUGAAGAAGUAUGAAAAGAUUACAUCAAGAAGAGCUGCACGGUCAUACAUGAGAAUGGUGGAGAACUCUUAUCUCGGAAGCUCUGAUGAGGUUUGUGGUCUACUAGAUAGCGCCGAGUCUACUUUUAUCAAACAUUUUUCGAAUUCUAACAGAAGAAAGGGCAUGAAAAAGUUGAGGCCAAUGCCAAAACCCGAAAAGCAUCGUGUGACAUUUUUUUCAGGUUUCUUUUCUGGAUGCUCAAUUGCUUUAUUGGUUGCUGUCACUCUGCUAAGAGAUACUAGAAAGUUGAUGGAGGGUGAUUCCUCUUAUCUGGACAACAUAUUUCCACUUUAUAGUUUCUAUGCAUAUAUUGUGCUGCAUAUGCUUCUAUAUGCUGCAAACUUAUAUUUCUGGAGGCGCUACAAAAUCAACUAUGCUUUUAUAUUUGGUUUCAAGCCAGGGACAGAAUUGAGCUAUCGGGAAGUCUUUCUCCUUAGCAACGGUCUAGCUAUGCUUGUCCUUGGCACCUUUUUGGCUCAUGUGCACAUGAACAUUGAAUCACGAAGUGAAAAAUAUAACAGAUAUCUUGAGUUUAUCCCGUUAGGAUUGGUCGUUGUUCUUUUUAUACUACUGUUCUGUCCCUUCAACAUUAUCUAUCGAUCAAGUCGUUUCUUCCUCAUUAGAACUGUUUGUCAUUGUGUCUGUGCUCCUCUCUACAAAGUCACUCUUCCAGACUUCUUUCUGGCAGACCAAUUGACAAGCCAGGUAGAAGCUAUAAGGACUUUGGAGUACUAUGUCUGCUACUAUGGAUGGCACAAUCCCAAAGAGAGACAAAACAAAUGUCAUGGUCACGACAUGUAUGAUGUGUUUUAUUUCAUCCUUGCAUUUUUCCCGUACUGGUUUCGGUUCCUCCAGUGUAUUCGCCGGCUGUUUGAAGAGAAUGACAUUGCACAUUUGUAUAAUGGGUUAAGGUACUUCUUGACAAUUGUGGCAGUAGCUGUUAGAACGGCUUUUGAACUGAAAGGGAGCUUAAGCUGGAAAGUCUUGGCUAUACUAAUGUCUGUUCUAGCAACCAUAUUGAACACAUAUUGGGAUAUCGUUGUAGACUGGGGUCUCCUGCGAAGGAAAUCAAGAAAUGUUUUUCUACGAAAUAAACUCGUUGUUUCUCAUGCAAGUGUUUAUUUUACAGCUAUGGUCUUGGAUGUUGCGCUUAGAUUUGCAUGGCUCCAGGUCGUGCUAAAAUUUAAUGUGGCUUCUUUGCGCGGGAAUAGAAUAUCAAGCAUAUUUUCCUGCCUGGAAAUUCUUCGUCGUGGCAUGUGGAACUUUUUCAGGUUGGAGAAUGAGCACCUAAACAAUGUUGGGAAGUAUCGCGCUUUCAAGUCUGUGCCUCUUCCCUUUAGUUACCAUGAUGAGGAUGGAGAUAAGGAUGAAUAGUUUGUU
Cuscuta europaea is the source of this 2828-nucleotide messenger RNA. The record is from the annotation of a GenBank genome assembly. Lineage: Eukaryota; Viridiplantae; Streptophyta; Magnoliopsida; Solanales; Convolvulaceae.